Molecule: messenger RNA, 1245 nt
Organism: Vicia villosa (hairy vetch)
Lineage: Eukaryota; Viridiplantae; Streptophyta; Magnoliopsida; Fabales; Fabaceae
Exons: 1
Coding region: 1-1245 (414 amino acids)
Molecular function (GO): catalytic activity
Source: RefSeq, a predicted model, not a curated record
AUGAGAAGAAGAAUUAGUUUCACACAGAGAUCUAAUAAAGUAGAGGUAGGAUUUAUCCAAGAAACGAAACUGACUUGUUUCAGUGAGAAAUUAGCUAGAUCCUUUUGGGGUAGCAGUGAUGUAGAGUGGACAGCUUGUAAUUCGGAAGGGGCUUCAGGUGGAAUGGUUGUAUUAUGGAAGAAAGAUUCUUUGGUGGUCAAUUAUAGACUCAUUGGGUCUGGUUAUGUCAGAAUUAAUAUCUCAUGGAAAGGAAUUAGUGUCAAUUUAGUUAAUAUUUACGCUCCUUGCAGCAUUAGCCUAAGGAGGGUUUUGUGGAAGAAUUUGGUUGAUAGAAGGGCCAAAGGUUUGAAUGAGGAAUGGUGUCUAGGAGGGGAUUUUAACGAAAUCACUAGAAGUGAAGAAAGAUUAGGGGGAGGAGCAAAUCAUAAUCGGAAAGGUAUGAAGGACUUUCGGGAAUUCAUAGAAAGGAUGGGAGUGGUAAACAUACCGUGUGUAGGGGGUCGUUUCUCAUGGUUUAAGGACAAUGGCAAGGCAAUGAGUAGAAUUGACAGAUUUUUGGUUUCGAACAACUUGAUUGAAGAUUGGGGGGUGAUUGAUCAAAGGAUUGGAACUAGAGAUGUUUCGGACCAUGCUUCUAUCCGUUUAUUUUGCAGUGAAUUCUAUUGGAGGCCAAAGCCUUUUAGGUUCAACAACGCGUGGCUUAAACAUGAAGACUUUAAGGAUUUCAUUUGCAAGGAAUGUGCUUCUUUGAAGAUUGAGGGUCGAGGUGACUUUAUAUUGUUUGAAAAACUCAAACAAUUAAAGAAUCGUGUUAGAUCUUGGAACCGUGAGAUUUUUGGUUGGGAAGAUCUUAAAGUUAGUAAAGAAGUGGAGAAAAUUAAUGCUAUGGACUUGUUGAUAAAAGAGAAGUUUGGAGAUAACGUAGAGAAUUUGGUGUUAGAAAGGAAGGAUGCUACGAGUGAGUUUUGGAAACAUCUUCAUGUGAAAGAAAGUAUGCUUAGAUUAAAAUCUAGACAACUUUGGUUGAAGGAAGGCGAUAAGAAUACACGUUUUUUUCACAACUCCAUCAAGGAAAGACAAAGAAGGAAUGUUAUUUUGGUGGUGGAAGGAGAAGAGGGAAGGGUGGAAGGAGUUCAAGAGGUGAAGAAUGAGGUCAAGAACAAUUUCGAGAAGUAUUUCAAUGAAUUAGAUUUCGGUAGGGCUGUCCCGGAAAGUAUGGAUUUUGCAACUUUGAGCGAUAACUAA